GUGUGUCAUGUCCAUUAUUCCACCACAAGAGAGAGAGAGAGGGAGUUUCAUUGCUCCAUCGCAUGGCAUCAUCCCUUCUUUAUUUCUUAUUUUUGAGAUCAACAACUCUAAAACCUCAUAGCCGGAACUUCUGUUUCCGGUCACUGCAAAACCCCUAAUGGGAACAGUUAACAACACAGUCAAUGCUGCCGCUUCGGCGAUAGUAGCUGCCGAAUCCAGAGUCCAACCUGUCACCUCACCGGUUUCAUUCAUUGUUCUGAUUAGUUCGGUUACCGAGAAACAGAGGCCAAAUUGAGAUCUUGGGUUUUGUGUUCUCUUUAUUCAUUUUCCAAUUUCACCAGUGAUGAUGAAUGAAUCAAAAGAAGAAAAAGCGCUGGGGAAGCUGCUGGAGCUUAUACUGGUGUUUUGGACCCCAUAAAAACAACAAGAGAAUUGGUAACGCUGUCCUUGUUCCUGAACCUGUUGAACCAGUGGGUCAAGUUGGAUCUCAUGCUGCUAUUGCUGCACCAAAUCCUUCAACAGCCGUUGCAAUGCCAUUCGUUGUCCCUCCCUCUUCACCUGCAUCUUUUCUGGAAUCUGAUCCUCCAUCUGCCACUCAAUCACCGGUUGGAUUAUUCUCUCUCAGUUCUCUCAAUGUCAAUGCUUCUGGUGGACCUGCAUCCAUUUUUGCCAUAGGUCCUUAUACCUACGAGACUCAGUUAGUCUCACCGCCUGUAUUUUCUAACUUUACCACUGAACCAUCUACUGCUCCUUUCACUCCACCUCCUGAAUCUGUGCAGCUGACGACACCAUCAUCCCCUGAGGUGCCAUUUGCUCAAUUAUUGGAAUCUUCUCUGGAUCAAGAUUGUAAAAGUAAAGGUACAAAUCAGAGGUUUGCAUUAUCCAAUUAUGAGUUUCAACUUUAUCAACAAUACCCCGGAAGCCCUGGCACCCAACUUAUAUCACCUGGAUCAAUCAUUUCUACUUCUGGAAGUUCUACUCCUUUCCCUGAUAGACACCCACUUCUUGAAUUCCACAAAGGGGAAGAAGCAUCAAACCUCUUGGGCUUUGAACACUUCUCGACACAUAAAUGGAAUUCCAGAGUUGGAUCAGGAUCUUUGACACCAGACAGUACUGGGCAAGGUUCAGGACUAGGCUCAGGAUCUUUGACACCUAAUACUGUUAUUAAGCCAGCUUCACAACUAGGCUCUGGGUGUUUGACACCUGAUGGUGCAGCACCAACUGCUGCAAAUGACAUCUAUGUUGGAAAACCGAUUUCUGAGUUAACAUCCCUCGCAAAUUCCAAGAACGAGUGUCAACCCAAUGCAGCAUUAGUCGAUCACAGAGUUUCAUUUGAAUUGCCUGGGGAGGAUGUUGCACGAUGUCUUCCAAAUAAAUCAGGGUCUCCUUUGAUCGGAAACAUCUCAGGGUCUUCUCAGGAUACAGUGGUUGGAGAGCCUGUUGACAGAGAAAGGAUACCCCAGAACUCUGAUAGUUGCUGUGAUUUGUGUUCAAGGAAAACUUCAAAUGAUAAGCCUGAAAAUUCUCCUGGAGAAGGAGAAGAGCAGUGCAAUUCUUCCAAAGAAUUUAACUUUGACAGCAGAAAUGGUGUUGUUUCUGAUGAUCCUGCCAAUGCCUCGGAAUGGUGGACUAACAAGAAAAUGGUUGGAAAGGAAGGUAGAUCAAGCAACGGUCCGGCAUUUUUCCCAAUGUUACAGUCAGAAGUCGUUUAAAGAUGUAGUUCAUUGCGAUAGGACUUAGGAGCCGUAUCUCUCAAAUUUUUUAAAUAAUAUAAAUUAUUUUUUGUGACAUUUAAUUAGGACUAUCUCGAAUUUGGUGUUUUUUAAUAAAGAAUGUUUACGAUUUAUAAAUAGUCUCCGGCUAGUGAGCGCUAUGGAUAAACAACCAAACUUGUUUAUGAAAAUGUGUCAGAUGUAACUUUAGUUCCUGUAAGAAAAUAUUAAAAAGAUCUUUAAAUGGUUAUAGUACUUUCGAACUUUAGUUAUAUAUUGCACAUAAAUUGUUA
Molecule: messenger RNA, 2005 nt
Organism: Vigna unguiculata (cowpea)
Lineage: Eukaryota; Viridiplantae; Streptophyta; Magnoliopsida; Fabales; Fabaceae
Source: RefSeq, a predicted model, not a curated record